Austrofundulus limnaeus is the source of this 3581-nucleotide messenger RNA. RefSeq names its product SON DNA and RNA binding protein b (gene sonb). The record is from RefSeq and is a predicted model, not a curated record. NCBI's taxonomy places the organism in Eukaryota, Metazoa, Chordata, Actinopteri, Cyprinodontiformes, Rivulidae. Gene Ontology annotation, molecular function: RNA binding. Gene Ontology annotation, biological process: regulation of cell cycle; regulation of mRNA splicing, via spliceosome.
GGUUCAUCCGGGUGCACACUCAAACAUGGCGGCCAACUUGGAGCAAAUUUUUCAGGAUUUUAUUUUGAAAAAGAUCCGAGAAAUCGAACAUCAAAAGGAUGAAAAUCCCUGUGCAGGUCCAGAUGUGAAGCCGGAACCGGAUCAGACAGGUCCAAAUGAAGACAGGCAGGACAGCCGGGGGGACCACCUGAGGGACCACCUGGGGGACCACCUGGAGGACCACCUGGGGGACCACCUGGAGGACCACCUGGGGGACAGCAGCUCCCAGAGGAGGCAGAGGAAACAGAAGAAGAAGAGGAAGAAGAAGAACCGGGACAAGGACAGCAGUUCUGGUUCUGGGUCGGAUCUGGAGGCCGAGCUCGGAGCCCAGCAGAGAAGAAGAACGUCGUCACCAGAGAAGAAGGAGCUGAGUGAGGAUCAUGACAGUAAGUCCAGGAGCCACAAGGAGAAAAAGAAGAAGAAAAAGAAGAAGAAGAAGAAACGUAAAAGUAGAGACAACUCGUCGGACUCGGACUCUCAGAGGGAYGAUGGACCUGGUCCGUCUCAGAGACAGAGACAGGAGCUGCCUGACAUCAUCCCUAAACAGGACCUGUGUGUUUGUGUCCAACAGGACAGCUCCAAUCAGGACAAAGUCAGUCAGAAGACGAUGAGUCCCUGUUCUUCAUCACAUUUCUGCUCCAAACAGAGGAACUCUCCCUCUACAUCCAGACCCUUCCACAGCAGGUCCAGGACUCGGUCCCCGUCCAGUCCACAGUACCACAGAACCAACGCCAGGAGCGGGUCCAGAACCACGGAGCCGAGCGGGUCCAGAACCACGGAGCCGAGCGGGUCCAGAACCACGGAGCCGAGCAGGUCCAGAACCACAGAGCAGCAGGAACCGGUGUCAGCAGGGAUGAAAGCGGGCCCGGUCCAGGGCCCAGCAGAACCCCAGGGUCCUGGUCCAUCUGUGACCCAGCCCAGAUCUACAAGACUUGAACCCACCUCAGAACCUAAAGUGUCAGACAGAACCAGGUCCAGAGAGAACUCCUCCCCCAGGAGGAGGAGGAGACCAUCCAGGUCCCCCCGGAGGAGCAAAGAAGCCAAGAGCUCAAAGAAACAGAGAAGAUCCAGGUCCCCUCACAAGACCUACAGGAGGAGGUCCAGGUCCAGGUCCAGGUCCAGGUCCAGGUCCAGGAGUCGCUCAGUCAGGAAGAGGUCUCGGUCCAGGUCCUGGACCAGGCGGUCUCGGAGGUCCCGUUCACGGUCUGGGUCCCGCAGCCGCAGGAGGCCCGCCUACAGCCAGAGGGACCGCUGGAAACGAGAACCGAGCCACUCCCCCGUCCUCAUCCUCCGCAAGAAGAGGUCCCCGACCCGCAAGAACCGCAGCCGGAGCAGCAGCCCCCACCGGAUCAGUGACCUGGACAAGGACCAGCUCCUGAGGAUAGCCAAGGCUAACGCUGCAGCCAUGUGUGUGAAGGCGGGCAUGCCGGUCCCAGCCGGUCUCCAGUCCACGGUCCUGGCUCUGCCGGGCCUGGCCAUGAACGCUGCGGUGGCCAGCAUGACGGCAGCCUCGGUGACGGCCGCCCUGUCCAACAUGGGCACCCUGUCCUCCCUGCUGCCCUCCAUGACCCACAGAGCUCCGCCCCCCCUGCAGAGCUGCAGCGCCGCCCUGGAGGAGCUGAAGAGGAAGGUGGCCAAGCAGGCCAACAGCAUCAGCAUCAAGGAGUUCACUGACAAAUGUCAGAUGAUCGUGGACAGCAGCGGGGAGCUGCCCGUGGCUCUUCCUCACGUCUCUGAUGAAGAGGAUGACGUGUCGGUGUUUGGAGGAGGAGUGGCGGCGGUUCGGGAGCAGAAGGUCAUCAGCUUCAACAUCACGAACUCCACGGUCCGUCCCUCGGCUCGCUGCGAUGCAGAAAUGGCCAAAGAGUUUCCCGUGUCCUCGGGGUCCCAGCAUAGGAAAAAGGAGGGGGACGGGAUGGGCGCCUACGGGGAGUGGGUUCCUGUGGAGAAACCUGCAGGGAAAGCUGCCAAUGGUUCCAGGAAGUCCAGCGGUCCCAGCGUGGCCACAUCUUCAUCUUCAUCAUCRUCUUCUACAGCAGCAGCAGCUGAAGCAGCCGUUAGCACAGCGCUACCUGACGUUAGCGAGCAGCCGACACCCGACAGGGACAGUGUGUUUCCUGAACCACGACUACAGCCCGUGGACAUUUCUCAGGCGGUGACUGAGAGGAUCAAAGCUCAGAGACGAUUGGCUGAGAAUCCUAACGACGUCAGCGCCAUGUGCAUGCUGAGCCGGGCUCAGGAGCAGGUGGAUGCCUGGGCCCAGUCCAGUAGUGUGCCUGGUCUGUUUACUGGUUCUACUGGAGCUCAGGUGCUGACCUCUGAGGAGCUGUCCAACAGUGGRCCUCAGGCCUGGCUCAAGAAGGACCAGUUCCUCAAGGCGGCUCCGGUCUCAGGGGGUGUGGGAGAGUUCCUGAUGAGAAAGAUGGGCUGGAGGACCGGAGAGGGUCUUGGGAGGAACCGAGAGGGAACAGUGGAACCCAUCGUCAUCGACUUCAAGGUGGACAGAAAAGGUCUGGUUGCAGAAGGAGAGAAGCAUCAGAAACAAACAGGAGGACUGGUGGUCACCAAAGACCUGAUGGGGAAACACCCGGUUUCUGCUCUCAUUGAAUUAUGCAGCAAGAAACGGAUUACCCAGCCCGACUUUGUUAUGGUUCAUCACAGUGGGCCGGACCACCGCAAGAACUUCCUCUUCAAGGUCACAGUGAACGGUGUGGACUACCAACCUCCGACGCCCAGUCCCAACAAGAAACACGCCAAGGCCAUGGCAGCUACCGUCGCCCUGCAGGCUCUGGGAGAGGUUCCUGCUGAUAGACCCGGACUCUACACUGGCCCGGUCUUCACUGCUGCUUCGACUGGACCUUUUUUCUCCACGUGAACUCAUAAAACAGAACCAUAGGAACCAGUGCUGCUUCGACUGGACCUCUUUUCUCUACAUGAACUCAUAAAACAGAACCAUAGGAACCACUGCUGCUUCGACUGGACCUUUUUUCUCUACAUGAACUCAUAAAACAGAACCAUAGGAACCACUGCUUCUUCGACUGGACCUCUUUUCUCCAUGUGAACUCAUAAAACAGAACCAUAGAAACCACUGCUGCUUCGACUGGACCUCUUUUCUCCAUGUGAACUCAUAAAACAGAACCAUAGGAACCACUGCUGCUUCGACUGGACCUUUUUUCUCCACGUGAACUCAUAAAACAGAACCAUAGGAACCAUUGGCAGCACCAGAGUUUUCCUCUCUCAGCCGUUUUUUACCAUCCUGAUAAGACGAUUAAUAAAACAUUUCUGUACGGGAGGAUAGAUGUAUGUAAUGUAAAUAUGUAUGAUGUGUUUGUGUCGUAGUAGUUUGUGUUAUUAAUUAAUGUAAAUCUAAAAAAUGUAAUUUCCUUUGGUCAAACUGAAGCAGAGCUCAGUUUGUUGUAUUAAAAAAAAGCUGUAAAUGUCGGCGCGUUUCCUGUUUUAGUCAUAGAUUUCAGAUUAAGUGUUUCAGCUUAUAGACUUCUAAAAUAUUCAAACUGGAAUAAAGAUUAUAUUUAUGUAAAGUA